AUGGAUGUCGUUCCCCGAGAACUGGAUGGCAUUCACCCGCCUGACAAUGUCCAACUAUCCAAUGGCCGCAGCUUAAACGCCACAGUUGAACGAGCGCUCGCCGCCUUUGACAUGUUCAUUCUCCACGAUCGCCCUGGUGACGUGGACGAACUGCCCACAGCUAUCGCGGACAGCAUGCACCUUGACCCGUACGGCACGGAUGAGGAAGUUCCGAAGGAUACGCUGCUGGCGUUGCUUGCCAACUUUGGCUGGCAAGCUAAUGCCGACAUAUUCCUCUCGUCUGGCCAGCCCCGGAGCCUCAUCAUGCGCCUAGCACACAACAUCCGUGCUACCUUUACGCCCGACCUUUCCGGCCCCAACCAGCCCGAGCCCUAUGUCCCGUCUUUCGAUACGUCGCGUCCCGCCAGCGGCAGCAGCGUGAUCAACCGUGACUCGGCGCUUCUCGCCUUUGUCUGGGCUCGCCUCAUGCUUUUGCCACCCAACGGCCUCGAAUGGGUGGACUCGCUCCACCGCAUCUUUGACCGCUUCACUACCUCUUGGAUCGGCGAUACCUGGCUCGUUGAGAAGUACAUUUGCCCCAUCUACGACUUGACGGGACCUCACGGCCAGGUCUGGGACAACCCUCGCAACCUCGUCAAUACCAAACGCGACCAGGACAACGUUCCCCUGCGGCCCCGCAGACGGGCUGAUGCCGGCGCCGAGGUCCUGUACAAGGUCGGGCAGGUCUUUCGUCAUAGAAGACUCAAUUUCCUCGGCGUCAUCACGGGCUGGGCUGACGAUGGGCCCGCUGUCGCUCCCGAAGACACCGUGAUGCGAGCCGUCGACCCGAGCGGGGAGCGGUCGGUCUACUACACCUGCAUGCGCAUGGACUCCAUGAGCCAGUUCAAGGUGCUACAGCGAGCGAUCCUCCCCGUCAAUGACAGGUCUCAGAUUCCCGACGACCUUUUCGAGACCGCAGGGCUGUACUUCAAGCGAUUCGACGAGAAGAUGGGCAUGUUUAUCUCCAAUAUCCGAGAGGAGUUUCCUGAUGAUUAG
Parascedosporium putredinis is the source of this 1035-nucleotide messenger RNA. The record is from the annotation of a GenBank genome assembly. Lineage: Eukaryota; Fungi; Ascomycota; Sordariomycetes; Microascales; Microascaceae.